CUUGGAUCGGACCGUGAAUGGCUCUGUCGACAUCUUGCCUCUCUCUGCCAUGUCAGGGGAUUCGGUACCACUCAAAACUGGAAGAAGGCAGCGGAAACCUUUGAACAACUCGCCAACGAAGGCCACAGCGAUAGCCAGGUCUGGCUUGGAGGCUGCUUCUACAUAGGCAAGGGGAAGUCGAUGAACAGACUUGAAGCUUUCCAGUGGUAUAGUAAAGCAGCGAGCCAGGGUAACUCGUACGGAUUGUAUGGGAUUGGUUAUUUGUUGCACCGGGGAGAGGGGGUUACCGAGGAUAAAGCCCAAGCAGUCGAGUGGCUUCGUCAGUCGGCUGAGUUGGGCAAUCGAUACGGCCAAUAUUAUCUCGGCUCGUGCUACAAGAAUGGCGAUGGUGUCCCCAAGAUCAACACAGCCGUCUACUGGUAUCGAAAGGCAGCAAAUCAGGGUGACCAAGAGGCCAUCAAUUGUCUCAAGUCCCUCGGCAAGUGGCCCUGAUCCCCGAGCUCCUCCCGAUUGAUACAUCCCAAGGGUAGGGUCGCACCUCUAAACAUGCAACCCGAGCGUCCAAGCUUGCAAGGUGGCUCCAAUAAGGCCGCAAUCGCCGAGUGGUGUUGUACUUGACAUUCAAUACAUUCAAGACAUCCAAUACGUCC
Messenger RNA from Polychytrium aggregatum, 650 nucleotides. RefSeq names its product Sel1 domain-containing protein. The coding region runs from base 181 to 492 and encodes 103 amino acids. Gene Ontology annotation, molecular function: protein binding. The record is from RefSeq and is a predicted model, not a curated record. Lineage: Eukaryota; Fungi; Chytridiomycota; Chytridiomycetes; Polychytriales. The transcript has a single exon.